AUGUCCAAAGGCCUCAUUCUGAUAACUGGUGCCUCUGGAUUCAUCGGCUCCCACGUCCUCGACCGCGUUCUGAAAGCCGGAUACAAUGUCCGACUUACUAUUCGUAAGGAGGCGCAAAUCCAUGAGCUGAAGCAGCUCUUUCCUGCUCACACCCAACAAAUGGACUUCGCAGUGGUUCCAGAUAUCACGGCCUUAGACGCAUUCGGCAAGGCAAUGGAUGGAGUUGAUUACAUCUUUCACCUUGCCUCACCGAUGCCAAUGAAAGGCGAAGACCUUCAGCGAGACUAUGUCGAUCCUGCUGUCAAAGGAACGGACGCCAUACUAAAAGCGGCCCUCGAAACUCCCAGUGUCAAGAGAGUCACGAUAAUGGCAUCGAUCCUUUCGAUAAUGCCAAUGGGUGGCAUGGCGAUGCAGGAUCUUGUCAUCAAAGAGAACUCCAACGAGCCAAACCCUGUCGAUCUCAACAUGGAGUUCCCCAGUGGACUGGAUGGCCAUGGAUUGAAGUAUCAAGCAUCCAAGAUUCUCGCCCACCAAGCCACGCUGCAAUUCAUUCAGCAACAGAAGCCACAUUUCACGCUGACCACACUUCAUCCUACCUUCGUUCUCGGCCCCAGUCUCGUUCAAAAGUCGGCUGAAGAAUUGAGUGGUGUGAACAUGAUGUUCAUGCGCAGCCUUAUGUUCAAGAAGCCCCUAUUCCCUGUCGCGAUCGUCGAUGUUCGUGAUGUUGCUGAUGUAAUGUUCGCCACAAUCGACGCAAAACUCGAGAGAAACGGAGAAGAAUGCAUCAUAUCAGGGAAGGAAACUAGCUGGGAUGACAUCGUGGCUUUCAUGGGAAGAAAGUAUCCCAAAGCCUCCAACAGUCUUGAGCCUCCGUUCGAACGAGCUUUCAAAGCAAAUGCGGAGAAAGCGGAGAAACUUCUAGGAGCAAAAUGGAAGCCAAUGGAGGAGAUGAUUGGCAGUGUUUUGGAUCAACAACUCGCAUUCGAGAAAGCGAGCAAAGUUUGA
Messenger RNA from Mollisia scopiformis, 1005 nucleotides. RefSeq names its product NAD(P)-binding protein. The transcript is spliced from 2 exons. NCBI's taxonomy places the organism in Eukaryota, Fungi, Ascomycota, Leotiomycetes, Helotiales, Mollisiaceae. Bases 1 to 1005 code for a protein of 334 amino acids. The record is from RefSeq and is a predicted model, not a curated record. Gene Ontology annotation, molecular function: oxidoreductase activity, acting on the CH-OH group of donors, NAD or NADP as acceptor.